Messenger RNA from Chenopodium quinoa (quinoa), 2466 nucleotides. RefSeq lists its product as uncharacterized. The coding region runs from base 1 to 2466 and encodes 821 amino acids. NCBI's taxonomy places the organism in Eukaryota, Viridiplantae, Streptophyta, Magnoliopsida, Caryophyllales, Amaranthaceae. The record is from RefSeq and is a predicted model, not a curated record. The transcript has a single exon.
AUGGGAGAGAAUCCUCCUCAACCAUUGUUAAGAGACUAUGACCACCCCAACGCAUUCCAACUUCGGAGUGGCAUACGUCUUCCCACCACAAAUGCAAACAACUUUGAACUUUCACCUCAACUCAUCCGUAUGAUUCAAAGCGAUCAAUUCGGAGGUAGUCCUCAUGAGUGUCCUUUUGCUCAUUUGGACAACUUUCUUGAGUUGUGUACAACUAUCAAGCAAAACAACAUUUCGGAAGAGUUCAUCCGUAUGCACAUGUUUCAAUUCUCCCUCCGUGAUAAAGCAAAACAUUGGUUGAGAACGGUUGAAGAGGGAUCAUUGAGUACAUGGGACGAAGUCACUAGAGCCUUUCUUGGAAAGUAUUGUCCUCCGGAAAAGACCGCCGAACUAAGAAGAAAGAUCACCAAUUUCAAUCAAGACAUUGAUGAAACAUUGAGUGAAGCUUGGGAGCGUUUCAAAGAUUACACAAGGAAAUGCCCCCACCAUGGUUUUACAUCAUGGAUCAUUGUACAAAGCUUUUAUGACGGUCUUACUCCUAUUUCAAGGGCCAACCUUGAUUCCGGGGCCGGUGGUAGCCUCAAAAAGCUAUCGGUGGACGAUGCAUACAAGAUGAUUGAAGAAGUGGCCAAGCAUUAUGCAUAUGGAGGUGAUAGAAGGCAACCUCAAACAAAGAAGGGCGGAAUUCAUGAUCUUAGUGCAAUAGAUCUUAUUGCAUCAAAGUUUGAUAUGCUAGCUCACAAGCUAGAUCAAGCCACCCUCACACCCUCAAGCUCUUCCUCGCAAGUCAUGUCUUGUGAGACUUGUGGAGGAAAUGAUCACUUGUCCUCUUAUUGCAACUCAACAAAUCAAGAGCAAGCAGCGGAAAUUGGGCAAAGGAAUGAACAAUACUCCCAAUCCCACAAUCAAAGUUGGAAGCCCCAACAUAACACGGGAUGGAAGCAAUACAACCAAGGCCCCCCACAAAAUAACUACAACCAAAAUCAAACCCAACCUCAAAACCACUACAACCAACCUCAAUCACAAAACCAACAAGCUCCAUACCGCCAUCCCAACCAAAGGGAUCAAAACCACCAAAGAUCACAAUAUAACCAACCCGCUCCUCCUCCUCCACCUCCUCAAAAGACUAGCCUUGAGUCCGUUCUUGAAACUUUCAUGACUCAACAAAUAAGGAACAAUGCGGAGAUGAAUGCAAACAUCCAACAACUCCAAGCACAUAAUAAGAUAAUGGAGGGCCAAUUGGCUCAAAUUGCACAACAAGUUGGAAGUUCAUCCUCCAAUCCUAGUGGUCACUUUCCAAGCACAACGGUAAUGAAUCCAAAAGAGCAAGCGAAAUCAAUCACCUUGAUUAUGGAAGGGGGGUAUGAAACUCCAAUUAUGAGAGAAAAUUUUGCCAAAAAGGGAGAUGAGGGAGAUAGUUGGGUAGAUGAAAGUGAGUUUGAAAAUGAAGUGAGUGAGGAGGCGAGAGGAAGGUCAAAAAUGAGUGAUGAGGGUGCCUCAAAGAGAGAUGAGGGAGAAGUGAAGAGUCAAGCUCCAUUGAGAGCAUAUGAGCCUCAUAUUCCAUUCCCUCAUAGAAUGAUAGAGAAGAUGCUAAAUGAGAAACUUUCUAAGUUCCUUGAUGAAAUGGAAGGACUUCAAUCAAACAUUCCACUUCUCCAUGCUUUGUCUCAAAUGCCUACAUACGCAAAGUUUUUGAAAAAUAUUCUUUCUAACAAGAGUAGGCUUGAGGAGAGUGAUUCUAUCUCUCUUCCAACGGAGAUAAGUGCUAUUCCUCAAAAUGAGCUUCCCGAGAAGUUUGGUGACCCCGGUAGUUUUGCUAUACCGGUUAAGGUUGGAGAUCUUGAAUUAACAAAUGCUUUGUGUGAUCUUGGGGCUAGUGUUAGCCUUAUGCCUCUCUCUAUGGCAAAAAGAUUAAAUCUUGGGGAGAUUAGCCCCACCAAAAUGUCAAUCCAACUAGCCGACCGCUCGGUUAAAGUCCCAUUGGGAGUCUUGAAGGACAUCCCAAUUCAAGUGGGGAAGGUUCUUGUGCCUUGUGAUUUUGUAAUCAUGGAGAUGGAUGAGGAUUUCAAAAUUCCUAUCAUAUUGGGUAGGCCCUUUUUGAAAACCGCGGGUGUUAAUAUUGACAUGAAACAAGGGCGACUUACCUUACAUGUUGGGCAUGAAAGAAUCUCUUUCUCAUUUCCGGAAACGUUGAAUGACCCCAUGGUUAAACAAGUUCAUCGGGUUGAUGUUUUGGUUAAAAUUUUGAAAGAAGACAUGGAGGAGUCACAAGAUGAAUCGACUCAUGCUCCGGAGGUGAAAAAGCAAGAGAGGGCCAAGAAGAAAAAGAAAAACAAGAUCAAGUUGAUAGACAAGAUGUUUGGUUGCAUUUCUAGUGAUGAUAGCAAUGUGAUUAUUUUGCCUAAGGAAAAUGGCAAGUGUGUGGGAACAAUGAGAUGGGUCAAAAAGGUGUGCCUUGACCCUCCCUAA